AUGACACCCCUACCCCACUAAGAGCCCAAAACCCUCCGCCUCACGCUCCCUCUGCAUCAUUUGAACGGAGUCUCCCCUCCCCACGAUAACCCUCCUCUCUCUCUCUCUCUCUCUCUCUCUCUCUCUCUCUCAUGCUAUUCACCAUUAUUGCUGGAUUCGUGGGGUAUUAUAUCAACUAUCCAUCCAGUGAAGGCCGCGUUCCGAAUCUCAGAGGCAGAUUUGUCUAAUUUUGCUGGUGCAGAUCGAUUGAUUAUACAUACACCUAAGAAGAUGAAGUUAAGCUAUGCUGAUUUUACCAAACCAAGUUUUCUGCUUGUACAUUCAGAAUUUUCAGCUCUCACAUUCCAUAAGCCCUGGUUAAUUCCUGCAUUAACCAAUCGUUUCCCAAGUAAGAGUGUAGGCAAAACUAGAUACAUUACGGCAUUUCAAUGCUCUGUUGCCCCUAGUAAAUCAUAUGCAUCCAGUUCUGUGGAUUCGUCUUUGUCCAAACGAGACACCGUGCGUUUGCAUCCGAAACAAGAGCGUUCCUCAUCCUUAUAUAGUCGACCCAGUUUGUCACAGAUGAAGAAUGAGAGGAUGGAAAACCGUGCCCGGGUUUAUGAAUUCUUGAGGGGGAUUGGCAUUGUUCCCGAUGAACUUGAUGGUUUGGAGCUCCCUGUGACUGUUGAGGUCAUGAGGGAGCGAAUUGACUUCCUGCACAAAUUAGGGCUUACAAUUGAAGACAUUAACAACUACCCCCUUGUUCUUGGCUGCAGUGUGAAGAAGAACAUGAUUCCUGUGCUUGAUUAUCUUGGAAAGUUGGGCGUUUGGAAGUCCACUUUUACAAAUUUGUUGAGGAGAUACCCGCAAGUCCUCCAUGCCAGUGUUGUGGUUGACCUUGCACCUGUUGUCAAGUUUCUUCAAGGUUUGGAUAUUAAGCCGAAUGAUAUACCUCGGGUUCUUGAGAGAUAUCCGGAGGUUUUGGGAUUUAAGCUUGAGGGAACAAUGAGUACAUCAGUGGCUUUUUUGGUUGGAAUUGGUGUUGCAAGAAGAGAAAUUGGAGGCAUUUUAACUAGAUACCCAGAGAUAUUGGGGAUGCGAGUAGGCCGUGUGAUCAAGCCAUUUGUGGAGUUUCUUGAAAGCUUGGGCAUCCCAAGAUUAGCUGUGGCUAGAUUGAUUGAGAAGCGACCUCACAUUGUUGGAUUUGAGCUGGAGGAAAGGGUGAAACCAAAUGUUGAUUUCCUUGUGGAAGUUGAAGUGAGAAGAGGAUCACUUGCUUCUGUGAUUGCCCAAUAUCCUGAGAUUAUAGGAAUUGACCUGAAGCCAAAGAUUCUAAGUAAUAGGAGUUUGCUUAAUUCAGUUAUUGAUUUGAAUGCUGAGGAUUUUGGGAGAGUGGUUGAGAAAAUGCCACAGGUUAUUAGCCUUAAUCAUAAACCCAUGUUGCAGCAUGUGGAUUUUCUCAAGGAUUGUGGCUUGUCCUCACAACAAGUGAGGAAGAUGGUUGUUGGCUGCCCCCAGUUGCUUGCUUUGAAUCUUGAAAUCAUGAAACUUAGCUUUGAUUUCUUCAAAACAGAAAUGGGAAGGGAUUUGGAGGAUUUGGUUCUAUUCCCAGCGUACUUUACUUAUGGUCUGGAAUCUACUAUAAAGCCAAGACAUAAAAUGGUUGCAAAGAAGGGGUUAAAAUGUUCUCUUGCAUGGCUGCUUAAUUGCUCUGACGAGAAGUUUGAAGAUCGGAUGAACUAUGACUUUAUUGACACGGAAGAGAUGGAAACUGAGUCAUCAUUCAACAUGAAUACUUUGAUGGAGCCAAGGGCGGAUGAUUCAGCUUCUGAUGAAGAUGACAGCGAUUAUGAAUAUGUAUAGAAUGAUGAAUGAAAGUUAUGCAACAAUCUUGUCCUUUUCAGACUAAUUGUUCUUGCGCAGAUUUGUAAUAUUGCAAUCUUUAGAAGGUGUGAGGUACACAAAACCGGCAUUUGUUUUCCAGCCAGACCCCAGUGCAAUGAAAAUUUGGGUGGGAAUGUUGGUUUGAGUCAUAUGUAAAGGUAGACUACUGUUACUCAUGAGGGGAUGCCAUUGUAUCAAAUGCCACUUCAAUUAAGUUCAUUUCUGCAAAAUUCUCUUGUGUGUCGUCUUAUCCAUAUUAAGAAUGCAGGUCCUGUUUCAGGUCACUCAUUGCAUUUUGAUGUCAAAUGUAAUACAUUUAUCAAAUUUUGUGAUUCUUAAUAAAAUUUUCUGUUAGUUCUACA
Malania oleifera is the source of this 2225-nucleotide messenger RNA. Its product is annotated as transcription termination factor MTERF4, chloroplastic. The transcript has 2 exons. NCBI's taxonomy places the organism in Eukaryota, Viridiplantae, Streptophyta, Magnoliopsida, Santalales, Ximeniaceae. Gene Ontology annotation, molecular function: double-stranded DNA binding. The record is from RefSeq and is a predicted model, not a curated record. Gene Ontology annotation, biological process: regulation of DNA-templated transcription. The coding region runs from base 271 to 1842 and encodes 523 amino acids.